AUGAAUAAGAAAUAAGUUUUAGAAAUGUAUUGCUUUUAGGAGGGAAAUUAUUACAAUUCAAACAUAGUCUUUAAAGCAAGAGGUAAUAUACAUUUAUGCCUUGUUAUUCAAGGAAAACUGCAGGGACAGAAACAAGACUGUCACUGUAUCAUCAAGAAGUAUCACAUGACCUUCUGUUUGAAGGUCAUGUGGUACUUUAUCAAGUGAAAACACUAAUCUUCAGUAAACAUACCCAAAAUUUUCUAUUUAAAUAAAUGCAGAAUAUGAACUUCAAUAAAGAACAAAGCUUUAUGUUUCUAAUUUAAAUAGGAAGAAAAGAACAUUAAGAGAUAAAAAAGAACAAAGCUUUAGAUGCUCUUCUUCAAUAAGUGAGCUAUAUAAUACGGAAAAGUGAGAAAUAUAUUAUUUUAGCUAACAUCAUGAAAUAAUGCAUACCCAUAAUAUAUUUCCAGUUUUUAUUGACCAUAAGAAAUUUAUUUACAUUUUUAAUAGGAAUGAAAAUGGCUUCUGACAACUUGGCGGUAGGAAUUUUCCUCUUCUCCCAGAUUAUAGUGGGCAUGCUUGGAAAUUUCUCAAUACUACUUUAUUAUGUCAUUUUGAUAGUCACUGGAAAGCAUUUAAUGCCCAAAGACCUCAUCAUAGAACACUUGUCUUUUGCCAACUGCUUGUCUAUCAUCUCAAGAGGCAUUCCACAGACAAUGUCAGAUUUUGGAUUUAAGUAUUUCCUAGAUGACAUUGGAUGUAAAUUGAUAAUGUACAUUUAUCGAAUAUCAAGGGGGGUGUCCCUGUAUGCCAUGUGCCUACUGAGUUGCUUUCAAGCUGUCACAAUCAGUCCCAGCAACUCCAGGUGGAUGAAACUUAAACACAGAGCCACCAAGUAUAUUGGUCCCUCGUGCUCACUCAGCUGGCUAGUUCACCUGCUUCUAAACAUCUCAACACCAAUAAGAGUGUCAGGACCCAUUUACAACAAAAAUGCAACCAGUAUGACUAGUUAUGGAUACUGCUCAUGGUUUGCUUCUGGUAAUGUGUCAACAGCAUUGUAUAUGUUCUUACUGUGCUUCACUGAUGGCCUUUGUCUUGGUCUCAUGGCCUGUUCAAGUGUCUCCAUGGUAAGUAUCCUCUACAGACACAAGAGACAAGUCAAGCACAUACACAGUGCUCAGCACUUUCUGAAAGUCUCACCUGAGGACAGAGCCUCCCAAACUAUCCUCACCCUUGUGUGCAUAUUUGUCAUUUCUUAUUCAUUGUCUUCCAUUUUGGUAAUCUUUACGACCUACUCCAAAGUUCCAAUGCUAUGGGUAGUAAGUGUAUUUCUAUUUCUAGAAGUAUGCUUUCCCACAGUUAGCCCCUUUGUUCUCUUCAGCAAUAUCAAGCCUAGUUGCAGCAUAUUUUUACCUUGCUGUGGUAAGAGAAAGCUUCUUUCAAGUUUGACGUGAGCUGUAAUUAUCUGUCUUUGCUUAUAUAUUGGCAUACUCUUUUAUCUAUUGUAGGAUGUUAAAACUCCAGUUUGAAAAUACUGAACAUACUCUUCUCUCCACCUUCUUCACCAAAUCCUAUAGGUGUGUGUGCCACAACAACUGGCAAUAAGACUCAAGUCUGUAGGGAUCAAAGACCUCAGCAUAAAAUCAGAUACAAUGAACCUGAUAUCACAAAAAGGGGGAAUAGCAUUAAAUUAGUUGCCACUGGGACAACUUCUUGAACAGAACACAUAUUGUUCAAGCACUAUGGUCAACAAUUAAAAAUGGAACCUCAUUAAACUGAAAAGCUCCUAUAAGGCAAAGUACACUGGCAAUAGGACCAAAUGGCGUCCUGCAGAAUGGAAAAAGAUUUUCACCAACUCCAUAUAUGAUAUAGGGCUAAUAUAUGAAAUACAUAAUAACUCAAGAAACUAAACAUGAAUAAACCAAACAAUCUAAUUUUUUUUGUUUUUACGUGUCAGGGUUUCUCUGUAUUGUUUUGGAGGGUGUCGGUCCAGCCUGGCCUCGAACUCACAGAGAUCCGCCUGCCUCUGCCUCCCGAGUGCUGUGAUUAAAGGCAUGUGCCACCACUGCCCGGCCAAACAAUCUAAUUUUAAAAUGAGGUAUGCUUCUAAACAAAGAACUCUCAAUAGAAGAAAUUCAAAUGGCUAAGAAGCAUGUUAAAAAUGUUCAAUAUCCUUAGCCAACUUUGAAACACAAAUAAAAACUACUUUGAGAUUCUAUCUCACACCUGUCAUAAAGGAUAAAUUCAGUAUCACAAAUGACAGUUCAUAUUGGUAAGGAUGUGGAGCAGGGUGAACACUCCUCCAUUGCUGGUGGGAAUGCAAACUUGUAUAGCUACUAUGGAAAUCAGUGUUGUGAUUCCUCAAAAACUAGUAAUGGAUCUAACACUCUUGGUCAUAUACCCAAAGGAUGUUCCGUUCUACCACAAAGACACUUGAUCAGCUAUGCUCAUAAUAGCUCUAUUCAUAAUAAUUGGAAACUAGAAAUGACCUGGAUGGCCCCCAACUGUAGAAUGGCUAAAGAAAAUGUAAUACAUUUAUAUAAUGGAGUCGUGUCAGUAGUUAAAAAAAUGACUACAGGAAAUUUGUAGGCAAAUGGAUAUAUAUUAAAAAUCAUCUUGAGUGAAGUAACCUG
Molecule: messenger RNA, 2615 nt
Organism: Mesocricetus auratus (golden hamster)
Lineage: Eukaryota; Metazoa; Chordata; Mammalia; Rodentia; Cricetidae
Product: vomeronasal type-1 receptor 4
Exons: 1
Coding region: 495-1436 (313 amino acids)
Biological process (GO): G protein-coupled receptor signaling pathway
Cellular component (GO): membrane
Molecular function (GO): pheromone receptor activity
Source: RefSeq, a predicted model, not a curated record